CCUGAAGGAGAGAGAGGAGGCCUGAGCGGCUGAAUUAACGAGAAAUUUGUUCAGAAGACAAAACUGGAUUAUCCUUGUGAAAGAGAAGAUUCAUCGAUGGAGCCUGUCCAUAUUAAAGAGGAGAGUCCUGUACUAGAAUCAGUCCAUAUUAAAGAGGAGAGUCCUGUACUAGAAUCAGUCUAUAUUAAAGAGGAGAGUCCUGUACUAGAAUCAGUCCAUAUUAAAAGGGUUAUUCUCAAUUCUAAACCCUUAAGCAGCUUGCAGGGCUCUCUUCCCUGUCCUGGAUGUGGGGAGAGUUUUAAUCCUGAAGGAAACCUUGAAACAAUUCCAGGAAAGACUCUGCAUCGCUGUGCUGGAUGUGUGAAGACUUUCAGGGAGUCAGGAAUCCUGAACGGACAGCAGCAAACAGGCACUGGAAAGACUCCAUAUAACUGUCAUGAAUGCGGGGCAGAUUUCAGACACCACAGCACCGUGAAACACCACCUGCGAGUUCUGAAGGUACAGCUGGGUUAUCCUUGUGAAAGGCAGGAUUCAGAGAUGGAGCCUGUCCAUAUCAAAGAGGAGCUUCCUGACCUAGACCCUGUCCAUGUUGAAGAGGAGGGUAACCAUUUUAAAACAAGCAGCUUGCAGGGCUCUCUGUCCUGUACAGAAUGUGGAGAGAGUUUCAGUCAGUCACAAAACCUGAAACUUCACCAGCAAAUCCACACUGGAGAGAAACAACAUGUCUGUGCUGAUUGUGGGAAGAGUUUUAGACAUUUACAAAAUCUGAAACGUCACCAGCGAAUCCACACUGGAGAGAAACCAUAUCUCUGUGUUGACUGUGGGAAGAGUUUCAAACAUUUACAUAACCUGAAACUUCACCAGCGAAUCCACACUGGAGAGAAACAACAUGUCUGUGCUGAUUGUGGGAAGAGUUUCAGACAGUCAAACAACUUAAAAAUCCACCAGCAGAUCCACACAGGUGUGAAACCACAUGUCUGUGGUGACUGUGGGAAGAGUUUCAAUCGUGUAGACUAUUUGAAAGCGCACCAGCGAAUCCACACCGGAGAGAAACAUAAUGUCUGUGCUGAUUGUGGGAAGAGUUUCAGUCAGUUACAAAACCUGCAACUUCACCAGCGAAUCCACACUGGAGAGAAACCGCAUGUCUGUGCUGACUGUGGGAAGAGUUUCAAUCAGUCAGGCAACUUGAAAAGACACCGGCGAAUUCACACUGGAGAGAAGCCGCAUUCAUGUAAUAAAUGUGGGAAAAGUUUCAGUCAGUUAGCAAAUCUGAAAGACCACCAAUUAAUUCACACAGGAGAGAAGCCACAUCACUGUAACGACUGUGGGAAGAGUUUCAGACACUUAACAAACCUGAACGUCCACCAGCGAAUCCACACAGGAGAGAAACCAAUUGUCUGUGCGGACUGUGGGAAGAGUUUCAGACAGUCAGGUGAGUUCAAACUUCACCAGCGAAUCCACACUGGAGAGAAACCACAUACCUGUAAUGAAUGUGGAAAGAGUUUCAGUCAGUCAAGCAACUUGAAAAUGCACCAGCGAUUUCACACAGGAGAAAAACCAUAUAACUGUAAUAACUGUGUUAAGAGUUUCACCCGGAUAGACCAAUUUAAAAUGCACCAGCGAAGUCACACAGGAGUGAAACCUUAUCACUGUUCUCGCUGUGGGAAGUGUUUUACUGCUUCCAGUUCUCUUAAAAGACACAAAUGCACGUUGUGAAAGUUUAGUCAGAAUGUGAGUGUGUGUUCAUUCAACCACACUCAGAAAUUCCAGACUUUUUAAACAGCAGCUUAAUAUAAAAACUGUGAGAACUGAUUAAUGUAAACAGAUGAUACAGAUGUAUUGAUAUUAAACACACUGUUCUGAAAUUGUUGUAUUAAGCACAUCCCUUGAAGUCUUGUAGCAUUCAUGCAAUUGAAUUCUCUUUCACUAGGUUUAAAACACACCCUGUUGUCUUUCCAACGCAUAUCUGUUUAACUCUUCCUAUACAUAAUAAACUGCAUUGGAAGGAGAAUAACAAGCUGUUUUAAUCAGUAAGAAGGGUUUCUGUUAGCAUGAUUAGUAAGCUGUGUGUUAAUUGAGUUCAACUUCAAGAGUGAGAGAAAUAAUCUGAGUAAACCCGAUCUGUGUGACACUGAAUUCAUUUCAUGAGGUGUCUGAAGAUACCAGAAGACUCUGCCAGUGUGUUUUGUGAGGGACACCAAUUACAAAAGACUGGCCUUGUUUUAUUAUUACGUUUCUUUUUAGUUCUAUUGUAACAUAAUGCUUGAGUUAUUAACCCUUUGCAGUCCAUUUAUUCAGCACAUCUCAAGGCGCGUCAGGUCCACUUUAUUUUCACACGCGCAGUUUAUUUUAGACGCGCUGUUUAAAAGUAUUUUUUUCACAGUAAAACAGGUUUAAAAGUCUCUGCAUAUCAACAGGACACUCGGUACUGCAUCUCCAGCCCCGCCCCUCGUUCACUGUAUUUUUCACAUACCUCUUCAUAGUCGUGCAUACCGAUAAAUCAUCUCCUGAUCACUCGUUUUAUCAGCAAACUCCUCAAUAAUGCGAUCCAAGUCAUUAUUAUAUUACUAUAACAUCUCAAAAAGCUCUGCAAAUGUCUGUGAUAUUCUUUGAGCGCUGGAUGCGGAAGCAGCUAUCUUGUUUGUUUAUGUCCGUGUUAUCUCUGUGGUGCCUGGGAGAUGUGUAUUGCUCAGGUCCGGACCUUUUAUUUUCGGCUCCUAUCAGUCUCACUCGGCCAUUGAAUGGUUUUCUCAGCUUUUUCUGGAGAAAAUACGACUAGAGACGUCUUUUUGAUGAUGUCGGACAGGAAAGGGAAAAUUGGAAUGCUGGACCAGGUCCGACAUAGGACCACAAAGGGUUAAAGGUUGUAUUUAACUUCCAGUGACACAUAAACCCAGAAUAUGAAAGAGAAAGAGUCGCUGCAGUAAAUAUCAAUGCAUGACAUCUGUAUCAAAGAACAGGAAAGCAUCUAAACAAUAGAGUUCAAUGCAGAACGGAAUGUGGGGAUUUGAAACUAAUAAAUGGUAGACAUUGUUAAGAUUUGAAACAUGGUCUGGUCUCAUCCUUAUAGAGCAACAAAGUAGUUAAUUCCAUGUUUACCUGAAUCCACAAACCUUACAGGCUGCAGAGUUAACCUGUAGUGUAAAGAGACAGGGCGGUACACCUGCC
Acipenser ruthenus (sterlet) is the source of this 3168-nucleotide messenger RNA. Its product is annotated as zinc finger protein OZF-like. Gene Ontology annotation, molecular function: DNA-binding transcription repressor activity, RNA polymerase II-specific. The transcript is spliced from 2 exons. Lineage: Eukaryota; Metazoa; Chordata; Actinopteri; Acipenseriformes; Acipenseridae. Bases 97 to 1716 code for a protein of 539 amino acids. The record is from RefSeq and is a predicted model, not a curated record. Gene Ontology annotation, biological process: negative regulation of transcription by RNA polymerase II.